Calidris pugnax (ruff) is the source of this 3328-nucleotide messenger RNA. RefSeq names its product CDC like kinase 2 (gene CLK2). The coding region runs from base 1347 to 2861 and encodes 504 amino acids. The record is from RefSeq and is a predicted model, not a curated record. Gene Ontology annotation, cellular component: nucleus. Gene Ontology annotation, molecular function: protein tyrosine kinase activity; ATP binding. The transcript has 12 exons. Gene Ontology annotation, biological process: protein phosphorylation; regulation of RNA splicing. Lineage: Eukaryota; Metazoa; Chordata; Aves; Charadriiformes; Scolopacidae.
CCGCCCCUUCCUGCGUCCCCGGGCUCUCCCGGUGACCGGGCCCCAGCGCUUCCGCUUUUGGCGCCCGGCGCGGCCCCGCGCGCGGCGGAGGCCCCGCCCGGCGGGCGCCAUCAUCGUCCCCAAACCGGUUCCAGACCUGCUGCGGAACGCCCCGGUGCGGGCUCUGCCCGUCCCUAACGAGGGCGCUGGGCCUCGGCAGGCCUCCAGCCGGGCCCGCCGCCGCCGCCGGUAAUUAGAGGCUGGAGGCGGUGCCAACCGUGGGCGCAGCCAGCCCCGGCGGCCGGCGCAGAACCGGGAUGGUCCAUGAGCGGCCCCGCACGGCCCGGCCUAGUGCGGGGAGGUGAAGCCCGCGGGGGGGUGACAGCCCAUGCCCCCAGGACACGGCAUCAUCGGGGCCGGUUCAGCCGGCUGAUGGCCCGGGCAGUAGCGGCAGCGUCGGUGUGGGUGCGGGACGGCAGCCGGUUGUGCCAGUGAACGUUUUCGGGGGGAAAUGAGCGGUGGGAGGUGUGUGGACAAAGGGAGCUCCUGUGGAGAUGCAGCAGGUUGAGCUGCUUGAUGCUUUGGAGCCAGAUCCCUGCGGGGGAUGUCUUAGAGCCACGGAGCGAGGGUGGGAGCAGGAUCCCAAGAACCAGCACUUUGGGGUUGGGACCUGGUGUCCCAUCGUACCCAAGGAUGUUUUCUCCUUUGCUCUUGACUCUCGCGUCCCCCCAGGAAGGUAGAGGUGAGCACUCCUUCCCUCUGAGGUAGUGUCUGCAAGGCUUUGUUAGCACCUCCAGGCACAGAAAGGAGCUUUUUGCUCCCUGGAUGCUGUAGGGCCCUCCCCGCUUGCAGUGGGAAGCGCAGAUAUCGCUUGAUUGGCAGUAAACUGGAGAUGUCACUUCAGGAGCUGCCUGCUUUGGUGUCUUCAGGACUGGUGUGCAAGGACUUUGGACCGAGCACUGGUGAUAUCCUGAGCAUCAUUUCACCUUCCUUUGGGUUUCCUUGGUGGUGCUUCUCUCCUUCCUAGGGAGAAAAUUAGUUUAAAGGGAGAAGGUGGAAGUCCUGAAGGUGCAAAUGCUGCUCCUUGAGCUGCGGCCCAUAGAGAUGGGGGGUGAAGAGGGGAAAGUAACCUGGAAAACAGAACUGCACCAAGCACAGACCAUAUGGGUGGCCGUGUCCUCUCUCUUAUAGGGUUCUGGGAUCUCUCAGAAGUUCAUCCCAUCCCUCUCAGAUCCCCUGUGUCCCUUUCGGAUGCGCUGCCAAUUGCCUUCCCCCUCCUUGCCCUUGCAGUACCUUGGCCACUGACUGUGCUGGUUUCUCUCCCUUGCAAUUGCCUCACAAAGUCAUCCCCAUCUGUUGUCCCGUAGAUGCCUCACUCUAGAAGGUACCGCUCAUCGGAGCGCAGCAGCCGAGGCAGCUAUCAUGAGCGCUACAGAAGUCGCAAACACAAGAGACGGCGGACACGGUCGCGAUCGAGCAGCAGCGAGCGUGACCGUCGGCACCGUCGGGAAGAUAGUUACCAUGUUCGGUCCAGGAGCUAUGAUGACCACUCAGCAGACAGGAGGGCCUAUGACCGGCGUUACUGUGACAGCUACCGGCGGAACGAUUACAGCCGUGAGCGAGGGGAAGCCUACUAUGAACCCGAGUACCGUCAUUCCUACGAGUACCGACGCUCCCGGGACCGCGAGGGCAGCUACCGGAGCUGCAAAAGCAGCCGGCGUAAGCACAGGCGGAGGCGGCGCCGCAGCCGGUCCUUUAGUCGCUCCUCAUCGCAGCGGAGUCGACAGAGCAGCAGAAGGGCCAAGAGUGUGGAGGACGACGACGAGGGGCAUCUGAUCUAUCGCGUCGGCGACUGGCUACAAGAAAGAUAUGAGAUUAUUAGCACCCUAGGGGAAGGCACGUUCGGCAGAGUGGUGCAGUGCAUCGAUCACCGGAGGGGUGGUGCACGUGUUGCUCUCAAAAUCAUUAAAAACGUAGAGAAAUACAAAGAGGCUGCUCGACUGGAAAUUAACGUGCUGGAGAAAAUCAACGAGAAGGACCCUGAGAGCACAAAUCUUUGUGUCAGGAUGUUUGACUGGUUUGACUACCAUGGCCACAUGUGCAUCUCCUUCGAACUGCUGGGGCUCAGCACCUUUGAUUUCCUGAAGGACAACAACUAUCUGCCUUACCCCAUCCACCAAGUACGGCACAUGGCCUACCAGGUGUGCCAGGCUGUGAAAUUUCUGCAUGACAAUAAACUCACUCACACUGACCUCAAGCCGGAGAACAUCCUCUUUGUGAACUCUGACUACGAACUCUCCUAUAACCUGGAAAAGAAGCGGGAUGAGCGGAGCGUGAAGAGUACAGCCAUCAGAGUGGUGGACUUCGGCAGUGCCACGUUUGACCAUGAGCAUCACAGCACGAUUGUCUCUACCAGGCAUUACCGGGCCCCCGAAGUCAUACUGGAGCUUGGCUGGAGCCAGCCCUGUGAUGUGUGGAGCAUUGGCUGCAUCAUCUUUGAGUAUUAUGUGGGCUUCACCCUGUUUCAGACACAUGACAACCGGGAGCACCUGGCCAUGAUGGAGAGGAUCUUGGGGCCAAUUCCUUCUCGGAUGAUCCGGAAGACGAGGAAACAGAAAUAUUUCUACCAUGGCCGCCUGGACUGGGACGAGAACACCUCUGCUGGCCGCUAUGUUAGGGAAAACUGCAAGCCACUGCGGCGAUACCUGACCUCUGAGGCUGAGGACCAUCACCGCCUUUUCGACCUCGUUGAGAGCAUGCUGGAGUACGAGCCGUCCAAGCGUAUCACCCUGGCUGAAGCCCUCAAGCACCCCUUCUUUGACGUGUUGGAGAUGGAGCCAAGCACAAAAAUGUGGGACUCUAGCAGAGACAUCAGCCGGUGACGCCAGAGGUGCCAGCCUGCCCUCAGAUUCUAGCCCCCGUGGAGGCCUGUGUGAUUUCUAGACACUUGGUGCUUUUUUUUUUUUAUACAUGAGAAGAACUCCCUGGACAUGCUUGUAAAGCUGUUAAUAUGUGAGAUACUGUAAAUAGCCCAUAUUCUAUAUCGGCCUCUGAGCACCAUGGGCCCAACCUCCUGCUGUUGCUGCUGCCGCUAUCGUGAGGCGAGGGAGCCUGUAUGUCCAUAUUGUAAAUACCUCUGUUCGUGUGUUGCUUUGUCUCCUCUCCUGCCCUCCUCGGUGUAAAUACUCCAGGGCUCGCAGCUCUCUGUAGCUUGUCUGUUUCCUUGUAAGUUAUGAAACUGGUGGGACUGCAUGGGAAUUAUUUUUUGGAUCAAUGUCAUAGCCCAUCCCCACACCAGAGUUUUAUAAGAAUUUUGUACAGUCUUUGUGAAAAAUAAAUAUGAAGUGAA